AUGACUUCAAAACGUAUCCUGGUGAUCGCCGGUUCAGACAGCUCAGGCGGGGCUGGAUUGGAAGCAGAUCAGAAAGUCAUUGCGGCGCAUGGACACUAUGCGAUGACCGCUACGACUGCAUUGACAGCGCAAAACACCCUCGGUGUGCAAGGCAUUCACCAUACGCCACCAGAUUUUGUGAGGAGGCAGAUUGAUGCUGUUUGCGAAGAUGUCAAGGUGGAUGUUGUUAAGACUGGUAUGCUUGCAUCUGCAGAGACCAUCGAAGUUAUAGCCGAUGCGUUUGAGAGAUACAAUGUCCGCACGAGUGUUGUCGAUCCUGUCAUGGUGUCCACCUCUGGCUCACAGCUACUCCCUCCAUCAGCUAUAGUCACACUCAUCAACAACCUCUUACCCCUGACCACGAUUCUAACGCCGAACCUGCCUGAAGCAAAGUUACUCUUGCAGACUGCUGGCGUGGAUGUCAAAGACCCGGAGAAUGUUGACGAUAUCGUUGCCAUGGCUAAGCACAUCCAGGAGCGCGGACCCAAGUGGGUAUUGCUCAAAGGGGGACAUCUGCCGCUCACGAAAGGACGGCUAGUCAGCAAGGAUGAGAGCGAAAGGGAUAUCGUUCUGAAUGUCUUGGUAGGAGAUGGUGGAGUUACCCUAAUGGAAAGCGAAUACCUGAGGAGUAGGAAUACGCAUGGAACAGGAUGUUCGCUUGCGUCCGCAAUUGCAUGCAACCUCGCAUCCGGAAUGAACGUUGUCAAAGCGGUCAAGAGGGCGAAUCUCUACAUCGAAGCAGGGAUCAAGACAAGUACAGAGUUGGGACAUGGGAGUGGGCCGAUUAAUCAUUUCCACUCAACUUAUAGUCUACCGUUCGCGUCGGGCGGUUUCAUCCCCUACCUUCUCGACCGCGAGGACGUUCAAAAGCCGUGGAAGCAGUACACUAAGCACGAGUUCGUAAGGAAGAUGGCCGACGGCUCGCUCUCGAUCGAAAAAUUCAAGUACUACAUGAUACAGGACUACUUAUUCUUGAUACAGUUUGCGCGAGCCAACGCCCUCGCGGCGUACAAGUCAAGUUCUUUACCCGACAUCGGCAGAUCAGUGCAGCAAGUCGUCACUCUCCAGGAGGAGAUCAAACUGCAUAUCGAUUUCUGCAAGGAGUAUGGGCUUGAGGUUGAGGAUAUCGAGAGGGAAGAGGAAGACCAAGCGACGACUGCAUACACCAGAUAUGUACUCGAUAUUGGUCAAUCGCAAGAUUGGCUGGCUCUCCAGAUUGCCAUGUUGCCCUGUCUCAUCGGCUAUGGAAUCAUUGCGACACGCUUGUUCGAAGACCCACAGACGAUCAGAAAAGGCAACGAGUACUGGAAAUGGAUCGAGAACUAUGUGGCACAGGAGUACAUGGAGGCGAUGAUGAGAGGCUCAGAUCUGAUCGAGAAACAUGCGGUGAAGCAGUCCGUUUCGAGAAUCGACGAGCUUGCGCGAAUCUUCAUUCAUGCGACAAAUAUGGAAAGGGGAUUCUGGGACAUGGGCAUGAGAGCGGGCGACCCGACAGUCUCUCCUUUGACCACCGGUCUCUACCAACCCUCACACAUCAUGUCUUCCUACGGAGGCGGAGGCGGAUACGGCGGCGGCGGCGGACGCGAUGGCGGCCGCGGCUACUCGAACGGGUACGAAAACAGCAAUACAGGAUACGGGUCUCACAACGACCAUGACUACUCAAGCCAGCACACCUCGUACGGUGGCGGCUAUGGCGGCAGCAACGGCGGCUCCAACGGUUAUUCCGGCGGUGGUGGCUACGGCGGCGGCGGAGGAGGAUACGGUGGUGGUGGUGGUGGCUUUGGCGGCCGCGAUGGAGGAGGUGGUGACAGAAUGUCCAACCUCGGCCAGGGCUUGAAGCAGCAAGUCUGGGACAUCGAUACCAUGCCUAAAUUCGAGAAGUCCUUCUACAAGGAGGACGAGGCAGUCACCGCACGCUCGGUCGCCGAGGUCGACGAGUACCGCAAGGAACACCAGAUGACUGUCCAGGGCAAGAACAUCCCCAAGCCCGUCACCACCUUCGAUGAGGCUGGCUUCCCAAGCUACGUCAUGAACGAGGUCAAGGCACAAGGUUUUGCGAAGCCCACCGCCAUUCAAGCCCAGGGUUGGCCCAUGGCUCUCUCUGGUCGCGAUGUCGUCGGUGUCGCUGAGACCGGUUCCGGAAAGACACUCACCUACUGCCUUCCCGCCAUUGUCCACAUCAACGCCCAGCCUCUGCUCGCUCCUGGCGACGGCCCUAUCGUCCUGAUCCUCGCCCCUACCCGUGAGCUUGCUGUCCAAAUUCAGCAGGAAAUCAGCAAAUUCGGAAAGUCUUCCCGCAUCCGAAACACCUGCGUCUACGGAGGUGUCCCCAAGGGCCCGCAAAUCCGUGACCUCUCUCGCGGUGUCGAGGUGUGCAUUGCCACGCCUGGUCGUCUUAUCGACAUGCUUGAGGCUGGCAAGACUAAUCUGCGCCGUGUCACUUAUCUCGUGCUCGACGAGGCCGAUCGCAUGCUUGACAUGGGUUUCGAGCCUCAGAUUCGCAAGAUUAUCGGACAGAUUCGACCUGAUCGUCAGACUUGCAUGUGGUCCGCUACUUGGCCCAAGGAAGUCCGCCAGUUGGCUGCCGACUACCAGAACGACUGGAUUCAGGUCAACAUCGGCUCCAUGGACCUGUCAGCUAAUCACCGCAUUCAACAGAUUGUCGAACACCUCGAGACCAUCAUGAGCGACAAGGAGAACAAGAUCCUGAUCUUCACAGGCACCAAGCGCGUCGCUGACGAGAUUACCCGAUUCCUCCGCCAAGAUGGCUGGCCGGCGCUGUCUAUUCACGGUGACAAGCAACAGAACGAGCGCGAUUGGGUCUUGAACGAAUUCAAGACCGGAAAGAGCCCCAUCAUGGUUGCUACUGACGUAGCUUCCCGUGGUAUCGAUGUCCGCAAUAUUACCCAUGUGUUCAACUAUGACUAUCCGAAUAACUCGGAAGACUAUGUUCAUCGCAUUGGUCGAACUGGUCGUGCUGGCGCUAACGGUACCGCUAUCACGCUUUUCACUACAGAAAACUCCAAGCAGGCCCGUGAUCUCGUACAGAUUCUCACAGAGUCCAAGCAGCAGAUUGAUCCCCGCCUACACGAGAUGGCUCGCUACGGCGGCGGUGGAGGCGGCGGAGGUCGCUGGGGAGGUGGCCGUGGCCGCGGUGGAGGCCGUGGCGGAGGCCGUGGUGGCUGGUCUGGAGGUAACGGCGAUCCUAUCCGCAACAGCCGCUGGUAA
Messenger RNA from Cucurbitaria berberidis CBS 394.84, 3267 nucleotides. RefSeq lists its product as uncharacterized. Gene Ontology annotation, cellular component: ribonucleoprotein complex; nucleus; cytoplasm. Gene Ontology annotation, molecular function: RNA binding; thiaminase activity; phosphomethylpyrimidine kinase activity. Gene Ontology annotation, biological process: thiamine biosynthetic process; rRNA processing. The transcript is spliced from 18 exons. Bases 1 to 3267 code for a protein of 1088 amino acids. The record is from RefSeq and is a predicted model, not a curated record. NCBI's taxonomy places the organism in Eukaryota, Fungi, Ascomycota, Dothideomycetes, Pleosporales, Cucurbitariaceae.